UGGAUCGUGUUUUGACUUGACAAAAACAAUGGAUCUCAGCGUGUGCCGUCUUAUCUGACAGAUGACUUGUACAAUCAGAUAUAGAUGAUACCAGACAAUCUGCAAGAAGUGCACGUUAUACGCAACAAGGGGACAUCCAAGCCUCAGCAUGAGUGCCCGACCACGCCCUGUUACCGCUACCGUGACUAAGCCAGAAUGGAUGAAGGCAGAGUACGCAUACCGUCCCUACAGCCACUCCCUGGAUUCCACAGGCUCUACUGAGUCGUUGAUCUCAUGUCUGGACCAUGACAGUUAUGAGAGCAGUGCCGAUGACGAACAGGAAAUCGUGGCCAAUCAAACACCUACUGCUGCUCCUUCAUGUAAACAGUCGAUGGUCACACCCGAGAAACAUGACAAGGGUACUGUCAAUGGCAGCUGGUGCAGGAAAAAAAUGUCGAGGAAGCUGGCGAGUAACGAGGUGGCAAGUGAUUCUCUACUGUCUCCGUGGGAAAAGUGGCUGGUAGAGAAAGCCCAGGAGGACAGACAGCUCAAACAGGAAGCACUGGCGAAGAAACGAGAGGAGAAAAGACAGCAAGAAAUCCAAGAGGAAGAGAAACAGGCAGCUUUGCUCAAAGCCAAGCUUAAACAAGAGGAAUGGCUGAGAAAGAAAAACUAUGAAAGUAAACUUAGAAUGAAACUUGAAAAGCAACGACUCGAUGCCAAGAAAGACAUAGAGGAGUCCAAGAAGAAACAAAUUGAAGAGAAGUCGGAGGAAAAGUUUAAAGAAUGGCAGCUGAAGAAGAGGCAAGAGGAGAGACUGAGGAAAAGAAUGGAAAAGGAGAAGAAGGAAGAAGAGGAGAGGAAACGAAGAGAGAGGAAAGAGAUGGCAGAUAAGAAGUUUGCGGAAUGGUGCAAACAGGCUGAGAAUCGCCCCAAGUCCUCCCAGAGCUGCCACGGGGACAGAGGGGGAGAUUAUCCAGCUCCGUCGUUCUACAAUCCCGUACCAUGGCAACCGAUUCCAACACCAAGGUACAAAGACGACCAGAAGAAACCCAAAUCUAAACCCAAGAAGAAGAAAUAUGUGUGGAAUCCCAACAAAUAUCUGUGACAGUACAUAUAUUGUACAUUAUUAUGUAUACAGUAAAUCACUUACAACUUCAUGGAAUUUUUUCACCGCCUAAUCACCCUGAUGUUUACUUAAUUGGUGAAAGAGCAAGUGAAAUUUAUAUGAACAGUAAAUCACCUAACUUUAUCGAUUUAUACUAACUAAUCACCCUUCAGAACUACAGUUUGUGCAGGAGGGGGAUUGGUUGGUGAAAAAAAUUUCAUGCUUUUACAGGGAAUUGCCUGUAUAUACUGUACGUGUAUCAAGAUAGAUAUGUAUAUUUUAUACAAUGUAAAUUCAUAUACAUGUGUCUUAACUUUAUCCGUCAUGGUUCUCAGGUUUUAUGCACUCAGGCAAGACUUAAAGGUGCAGAAAACAUAAAAAAUGACAUAAAGAUCAGAUGAAAGAGUGUGAAAAGUUAUUCCUAUAUGUGGUCUUCAAUAUUUUUUCCGAUUUUUCCUUAAGGAGAAAAAGACACUUGAAAAUAAAUUUUGUAUGGUGGGUAUUUGGGACCACCUUUUGGUAUUUAUAGUCUUUGUUUAAUUAUGUCAU
Messenger RNA from Liolophura sinensis, 1636 nucleotides. Its product is annotated as coiled-coil domain-containing protein 34-like. The transcript is spliced from 4 exons. The coding region runs from base 149 to 1087 and encodes 312 amino acids. The record is from RefSeq and is a predicted model, not a curated record. Lineage: Eukaryota; Metazoa; Mollusca; Polyplacophora; Chitonida; Chitonidae.